AUGGCGGAAACAGAAGACCUACCCGAAGAGAUCAUACUAAACAUCUUUUCCAGACUCCCCGUCAAGUCCUUGAUCCGAUUCACCUCCGUUUCUAAACGUCUGCAUUUCAUUAUACUCUCCGAUCCCAAAUUCGCCCAAUCACAACUCAAAGCAGCUCCUCGUCUCAGCCGCAGACUCCUGGUCUCCACCGACGCCCCACAACUGGAAUCGCUACCCCUGGAUGCUGAUACGCCGUCGUUUGGAGACCCUUACUCCGUUAGAAAGCUCACUCUCCCUUUCCUGCACCAACCGGGCGGUUAUGUCCAAUUACUGGGCUCCUGCAAUGGUCUGGUAUUUCUAUCUGUUGAUAAGAAAUUCUAUUAUGUCUGGAACCCAUCACUUGGAUUCGUCAAGAAAUUACCCGAAUCAUAUGUUUCCUUAUCAAAUAGAGAGUCAGAGUCAAAUGUCUUUUAUGGUGUGGGCUAUUUAUCCGCCACCGAUGACUACACAGUGUUGGUAGCCUCCUACGACUUUACGGAGUUACAGCUAGAUAUCACUGAGGACAUGUCUAGUAUAGUCGAGAUGUUCUCAUUGAGAACUCACACUUGGGAGAGGAUCGAGUCUUCUGUUGGCUUCAAUGUUGAACCCUAUUGUCAGGGGACUCUUGUGAACGAUGCCCUUCAUUGGCUAAAUUUUUACGACGACGAGCAAGAAAUAGUUUGUUUUGACUUGGCAGCAAAGGAGUUUCGGGGAAUGUGGCUGCCCGAUUUCAACAAUGAUGGUAAGAGUAUCCGCAGUCUUGGGGUGUGUGAAGGGUGCCUGUUUGUGUCGCGUUAUGCGGAGGGUGUUUGUGACUCUGUUGAUUUGUGGGUCAUGAGGGAAUAUGGUGUGAGUGACUCGUGGACUAUGCUCUUUUGCUUAAAGGUACCUGAUCCGCCUGUGUGGCGCGCGUUUGGGAGGAAAUUAUUGGUUGUGGAAAGUAGUACAUUUGCUGUGAAUUGGAGUGUCGAGGGGUGCCAGUUGAUAAGGAUUGAUCAUAAAGAAAACCGGAAGGUUGACCAGUAUAUGCUUAAGGGGAUUUUGAUGUGUAUGGUUGAAUAUGAAGAGAGUCUACUUUGGAUCAGUUGUUAUCAUCCAGUAGAACAUACAGAGCAGGUGGCAUUCGUUAUGGUCUUUCCUUUUGAAGAUUAUUUAUCUGCUGAAUUUCGCAUUCAGGGUGGAACUGAUAUUCUGGAAGAGUUUUUGAGUUUUCACAUUUAUCUGGAAAGAAGAAAAAUAUCAUUUCUUGGGGAUACAUUUGCCUUUGUGAUGUGGCUACUUGGGGUUUCGGUGUACAAAUUUGAUGGCUUCACUAUGGAGUUGUGUAGACCUGAUGAAAAGGAUGCAUUGAUUCUGAGAUUUCUUAACAUUUCAGUUUAG
Fragaria vesca subsp. vesca is the source of this 1398-nucleotide messenger RNA. Its product is annotated as F-box protein CPR30-like. The record is from RefSeq and is a predicted model, not a curated record. The transcript is spliced from 3 exons. Gene Ontology annotation, molecular function: protein binding. NCBI's taxonomy places the organism in Eukaryota, Viridiplantae, Streptophyta, Magnoliopsida, Rosales, Rosaceae. The coding region runs from base 1 to 1398 and encodes 465 amino acids.